AGAUCCCGGAUGGAGCGGCCAUUGGGCGGAAGUGAACAGAGGUGCACAAUAACUGCGGGUUGGGAGGAGGAAAAAUAAUAUAUACACUUUGAAUUAAAUUUACACACGGCGUGUGACAGCAUUGGAUUUAACCCCUGAAACCGCAGAGCCUCUGAUUCUCUCGGAAACGUCCUCAGGCUGGACUUUUAAGGCGCUCGAGAGGACCGGAUCGCCGGAAUCAAGUCGUGGAACUUGCUGAAAAAAAGCGCAGUUGAGCCUGCACGGAGCCGAGAGGAACCCACGGGCUUCGGGUUACGCCGAGCACCCUCGCCGCUGCUUCUUUUUUCUUUGCAAGACUCUUGCCGAAUCUAAAGAGGGCCUCUUGAUGAAUUAUGUCUACCACCAGUAUUGACCCACAGACAUCAAAAGGGCAAGACGCUAAAGUGCAAAAUGGCUCUCUUCAUCAGAAGGAAACAGUCCACGACAAUGACUUUGAACCAUACCUCACUGGCCAGUCUAAUCCGAAUAACAGUUACCAAUCCAUGACCGACCCAUACCUGUCUAGCUACUACGCUCCCUCAAUUGGGUUCCCCUACCCCCUCAGCGAGGCCCCCUGGUCCACAGGUGGAGACCCGCCGAUCCCAUACCUCACUCCGUAUGCCCCCCUCAGCAAUGGAGACCAUCACUUCAUGCAUGACACUGUGUUUGGACAGCCGGGAGGUCUGGGCAGUAGCAUUUAUCCACACCGCUUUAACUUUUUCCCCGAAAACCCUGCGUUUUCUGCCUGGGGUACGAGUGGCUCCCAGGGCCAGCAGACUCAGAGUUCUGCAUAUGGGGGCAGCUACAGUUAUCCGCCCAGUUCUUUAGGUGGAACCUUGGUGCCGGACGGGCAAACGGGCUUCCCUAGUGACACCCUCAAUAAGGCGCCAGGUAUGAAUAGCUUGGAGCAGGGCAUGGUGGGACUGAAGAUCGGUGGUGAUGUGACUGGAGGUGGUUCCGGGGUGAAGACAGUGGGCUCCGUGAUUGGAGGAGGGCCGGUGGCUGCGGCGGUGGCCACAGGUAAUGGUGGGACUCCUAUUGGACUGCCGCCCCCUAAGCCCACAUCCUGGGCAGCCAUUGCUAGCAAACCGGCCAAGCCUCAGCAGCUGAAGGUGAAGAGCAAGCCGGGGAUGCCCAUGGCUGGAGGCACUCUGCCUCCGCCGCCCAUCAAACACAACAUGGACAUUGGCACUUGGGAUAAUAAGGGGCCUGUGACCAAAGUGGCGUCACCUUUGCCACCCCACCACCACCACCAGCAGCAGCCUCCCCUCCACUCCCAGGGUCACCUUCCACCUCACCCACAUGGACUGCCACCCCCACCUCAGCCCCCAAUGCCGUCUGCCCAAUCACUUGCCCAGCAGAUGGCCAUGCAGGGCCCACCCCCUCCGCAGCCUUACCAGAACCACGCCCCUGCUCCUCCCCCUCAAACCCGGUGGGUUGCCCCACGCAAUCGCAAUCCUGGUUAUGGUGGUGGAGGCAGCGUGGACAGCAGUGGCUCCUCAAGUGGUGGAGGGGUCGGCAAUGGUGGCGGAGGUGGCCCACCAGGCUCCGGCACCAUCGAGUCCCACCCUGUCUUGGAAAAGCUGCGUGCGGCACACAGCUACAACCCCAAGGAGUUCGAUUGGAACCUGAAAAAUGGCAGGGUGUUCAUCAUUAAGAGCUACUCUGAGGACGACAUCCAUCGCUCCAUCAAGUACUCCAUCUGGUGCAGCACGGAACAUGGAAACAAGCGGCUGGAUUCUGCGUUUCGUGCCAUCAACGGCAAAGGUCCUGUCUACCUGCUGUUCAGCGUCAACGGCAGCGGACACUUCUGUGGCGUGGCGGAGAUGCGUUCGCCUGUAGACUACGGCACCAGUGCCGGCGUUUGGGCGCAGGACAAGUGGAAGGGCAAAUUUGAUGUGGACUGGCUGUUUGUUAAAGACGUGCCCAACAGUCAGCUCAGGCACAUCCGCCUAGAGAACAAUGACAACAAGCCCGUGACCAACUCACGCGACACACAGGAGGUGCCUCUGGAGAAGGCCAAGCAGGUGCUGAAGAUCAUCGCUACCUACAAACACACCACCUCCAUUUUCGAUGACUUCUCACACUAUGAGAAACGACAGGAGGAGGAAGAGGUGGUAAGAAAGAAUCUCGAGCCUGCUCCUAUCCAGAACCGAUCCCGACUGGAUCAAGAACGCCAGAACCGAAAUAAACAAUAGAAGGCUGCCCCCCCCCCCCCCCUCUACAGCUGAUGAGCAGUUGUUUUAGGACUGACCAUUUGAAAAAUGAAAUUUAAAGAGGACACAAGAUGAAAUUUAAAACAAAAAAAUAAACAAUCAUUAUGUUUUUCUAUUUAAUUCUGGUGACUUCAGCCAGCGUCAGACUCAAGCCUCUGCGCCUCCGGCUUCACUUGUGAGGGCUGAAGUCGAUUAGCACCUCUUAACGUCGCGUCAUCAUUUCGGUUGAUUUUUUUUUUUUUUUUUUUUUUUAAUCAUUAUUUUGUUCUUUUCUCUUCUUUUCUAUCAUUUGUUAUUGUUUCCAUACACCUCCCUACCCUGUUUGACCAACCAAUACCUGCACAAGUCUUUUCUUUUCAUCCUAUAUUAUUGUUUCUUCAGCCCCACUGCUCCUUAACGUGCCCUUCAAAGUGGGUUAAAUGAGUGGGUCAUGACGUGUGUGUGUGUGUGUGUGUGUGUGUGUGUAUGUGUGUAUCAGGGAAGAUAGUGGAGUGUAUGUCAGUCAUGUGAUUUUGAGGGGCGUGUCCAGCAGGAGGGGCAUCUCCAGCAUCAGUAACUGUAACAGGCCAGUUUUACGUUCUGUAGAUCCAGAGUGGUUUGAACCCAUUUAUGGAGAAUAAUGCAAAUGCAUAGAAGGGACAAUGAAAUGUGUCUUGAGAUGAUGUUAUGAAAAAAAAGAAACUAUAUUUUUGAAUUAUGUAACACUUGACUUGUUUUGUUCAGUGACGAGCCACUUAUGUCACAGUUUUUGUUUUGUUUUCUCCUUUGUUUUUCCUGCUUGGAGCCUUAACAUUUUAAAGCUAUGGAAACCGUUUAAUAAUGGCUGUUCUAUACCUCAAUUGAAACAGCAUUAUCAGGGAGAUGACAUCCCAUGCAUCCUUAACCAAGGGACGUCAACAUUGUCACUGGCUGGACUAAACAAACAAAAAAAACAA
This is a messenger RNA of Danio aesculapii, 3169 nucleotides long. RefSeq names its product YTH N6-methyladenosine RNA binding protein F1 (gene ythdf1). NCBI's taxonomy places the organism in Eukaryota, Metazoa, Chordata, Actinopteri, Cypriniformes, Danionidae. The coding region runs from base 372 to 2216 and encodes 614 amino acids. Gene Ontology annotation, cellular component: cytoplasm. The record is from RefSeq and is a predicted model, not a curated record. Gene Ontology annotation, biological process: mRNA destabilization. Gene Ontology annotation, molecular function: mRNA binding; N6-methyladenosine-containing RNA reader activity. The transcript has 6 exons.